This is a messenger RNA of Physcomitrium patens, 1133 nucleotides long. RefSeq lists its product as uncharacterized. NCBI's taxonomy places the organism in Eukaryota, Viridiplantae, Streptophyta, Bryopsida, Funariales, Funariaceae. The record is from RefSeq and is a predicted model, not a curated record.
UUAUCUUCGCCCCAGUGGAAGGGAGGAGUCCUUUCUUCGUUCCGAUAACAAACCCUUCCUUAAUUCUUCUUCGUCUUGCUCUUUGCCACUGUUUUGUUGUUGUUGCAUUCUCUUCCUCUGCGCUGCUUCCAAUUUACUGCAGCAGCCUUGGCCAUGGCGGUGGCGUCCAUCGCUGCGGCUCUGCCGCUUCACCUCGGAUUAUCAUCCCCUUGCUCUCCCUCCUCUUAUGAGCAUGGAUUGCAAGCUUCGGGUCUGGUCAAGUCUGGUCCGGUUUGCAGAGUGGGUGUAGUUGGUGACGCUUGCAAGGGCGUAAAGUCAUGGAGAGUGGGAGCUGUGCGAGGUAUGGCGCCUGAUGAGGAGAAGAUGACGAGAAGAAGCCCGCUGGAUUUCCCAAUUGAAUGGGACAGGCCUCGACCUGGAAGGAGAGCGGAUAUCUUCCCCCAAUUCAGCCCCAUGAAGACGCCGUUGCCCCCUCCUCUGCCCGCCGAUCCGCCCGAAGAGGAUGAAGAGGAGGAGGAGAAGAAGGAGGAGGAAGAGGAGAAUCCUGAUGAGCCCGAGAAACCGGACGUCUCGUUCUAAGCCUCGACUUCUGGGUUCGUUUUGUAGUAGACCAUAACAAUUUUUUCGUGGGGAUGAGAUUUAGGGUUUUGGUUGUGAGUUGAGCGAAUUGUGCAACUUGGGGUCAUCAAAGCAUGCUUUCGGGUGCGCCAGUGUUGUCCAGAUUUAUGCGUGAGGGUUUCCUUAAUUGCACAUGUAGGUAUACGCCGUCAAUUCUCAGGCCUGAAGUUUUCCUUUGUAACAAUAGCUAUUAGAAAUAAACAUACUCUUAACUCCAUUAACUCAAGUCUUCUCGUUCAUUGAGUGCGUAAGCUCAGGGAUGUGUUCUCUGUCUCAGCAUCGAAUUCAGCUUCCAGCCGGCACUUGUUUCCAUUACUCUCGGAAUUGUUUAAUGCUGCCGACAUAGACCUGAUUGGCAUCAUCUUUCAAGACUUCUUCACACCGUGUUAACUUCCAUGUGAAUGGAUAGAACCUGACUAAGAAAUUCAGACGACACUGUCGUAAAUCACCGCUUCUUCGUCGCUUGUUAUGGGAUGUAGCUCCCUUUUGUUAAUAGAAUCUCCCGUUUUAUUGAA